Nanorana parkeri is the source of this 1472-nucleotide messenger RNA. RefSeq names its product branched-chain-amino-acid aminotransferase, cytosolic-like. Gene Ontology annotation, biological process: L-leucine biosynthetic process; L-valine biosynthetic process. The record is from RefSeq and is a predicted model, not a curated record. Gene Ontology annotation, cellular component: mitochondrion. The transcript has 11 exons. Bases 102 to 1292 code for a protein of 396 amino acids. Gene Ontology annotation, molecular function: branched-chain-amino-acid:2-oxoglutarate transaminase activity. NCBI's taxonomy places the organism in Eukaryota, Metazoa, Chordata, Amphibia, Anura, Dicroglossidae.
GCCUAGCUCCGCCCGCCCAUCUCUCAGUCUCCUCUGACACAGGAGGGUAGGAACCUUCAGAUCGGCGGAACGAGAAGUCAUUCGGUGUGUACACAUUGACCAUGGCAGCCGGAGCGGCUUUAUCCGGGGUGAAGGCUUUUGGUAGACAGCUGGUAUCUGCAAAGCGCAGUUGGUCUAUUAUCACAUGGAGAGCAGCAAGCACAACAUUUAAGGCUUCAGAUCUGCAGAUCGAGUUGAACAAGCACCCCAAAGAGAAGCCUGAUAUUUCGAGCUUAGUAUUUGGGAAGACUUUCACUGAUCACAUGCUUACAAUAGAAUGGACCAAUGAGAAGGGUUGGGCCAAGCCACAUAUUAAACCAUUUCAGAACCUUUCCCUGCACCCUGCCACUUCUGCUCUACACUACUCUGUGGAGCUAUUUGAGGGUAUGAAAGCCUACAAAGGGGAAGACAAUCAAGUGCGCCUUUUCCGACCAAUGAUGAACAUGGAAAGAAUGCAUCAGACAGGACUGAGAGCUUGUCUGCCGUCUUUUGACAAGGCUGAGCUCCUAGAGUGCAUGAGAAGAUUCAUUGACAUUGACCGAGAUUGGGUCCCCAGGUCUAACUCUGCCAGCCUGUAUAUUCGGCCAACUUUUAUUGGCACAGAGCCAUCUCUGGGUGUCACAAAGUCCAAUCAUGCAUUAUUAUAUGUCAUUGUUGGGCCAGUGGGACCGUACUUUCCCAGUGGAGGAUUUAAUCCAAUCUCACUGUUGGCUGACCCAAAAUAUGUGCGUGCCUGGAUGGGGGGUGUAGGAAACUAUAAACUAGGCGGAAACUAUGGUCCUACCAUCUAUGUACAACAUGAAGCAGCCCAGUUAGGAUGUCAGCAAGUGUUGUGGUUGUAUGGAGAUAACCAUGAAGUGACUGAAGCUGGAACAAUGAACUUCUUCAUGUUCUGGAUUAAUGAACAAGGAGAGAAAGAGCUCAUCUCCCCUCCAUUAAGUGGUUUAAUUCUCCCUGGGGUAACAAGACAGAGUUUGCUGGAUCUGGCACGGCAGUGGGGAGAAUUCAAAGUGUCAGAAAGAACAAUUACCAUGGGUGAUCUGGUUAAAGGGCUUCAGGAAAACAGGAUAAAAGAGGUCUUUGGAGCAGGAACAGCCUGUGUUGUAUGCCCAGUAAGCCGGAUACUCUACAACGAAAAGAGUUACCACAUACCUACCAUGGAAAACGGACCUGAAAUAGCAAAACGUUUCUUAAUGGAGCUCACAGACAUUCAGUAUGGCCGAACUCUCAGUGAAUGGGCAUAUAUUGUGUGAAUGUACUCGGGUCAGGAUUUCCAUUCCAAAGAAUCACAAUCAACACUCUAUUGGAUUUUAUUUAUAAGCGUUUUUACUUUAGAAGAAGCGCGUUCUUAGGACUCGCCAUACAAACGUGAAACAAGAGUGUCUACCUCCAACACUGCGACAGAUUCUUUCAGUAAUUUUUUAUAAUUCUCA